Messenger RNA from Drosophila ananassae, 2182 nucleotides. RefSeq names its product angiotensin-converting enzyme-related protein. The coding region runs from base 185 to 2080 and encodes 631 amino acids. The transcript is spliced from 4 exons. Gene Ontology annotation, cellular component: plasma membrane. Gene Ontology annotation, biological process: proteolysis. Gene Ontology annotation, molecular function: peptidyl-dipeptidase activity; metallopeptidase activity. Lineage: Eukaryota; Metazoa; Arthropoda; Insecta; Diptera; Drosophilidae. The record is from RefSeq and is a predicted model, not a curated record.
AUAUAAGCAGUUCUAGCAUCUGAAAUCGGCACUCACUCGAGAGCCGGCCCGGCAGACAUAGCAGACUUUGGAAAAACAGCCGCCUCACACUUUUGUGUUAGAAUAUUUAAAUUAAAAGUGCAAAGUAGCAGGCCGUUAGAAGAUAAGGGCAACUGGAACUGGGUCAGGCGGUGAAAACAAGGAGAUGUUUCUGAAAAGCGGGAUGCUGGCCAUUGGGCUAGUUCUCUUGCUAUGGCUGCCCCAUGGCCUGUCCAUGGGUAAUUCUUGCUCGGCCUCAGUGCUGGAGGCCCGCCGCUUCUUUGAACUGGAGAACGAGCAGCUGAGGAAACGAUACCACGAAGAGUUCCUCUCCGGCUACAACUACAACACCAACGUCACGGAGGAGAAUCGUCAGGCCAUGAUUGAGGUCUACGCCCGCAAUGCGGAAUUAAAUAAACGUCUGGCGAAGACCAUUAAGGCCUCCGAUUAUGCCCAGUCGGAGGAUGCAAGCAUUCGCCGGCAAGCCGAGCACCUGUCCAAACUGGGUGCCUCGGCGUUGAGUGCAGAGGACUACCUGGCGCUACAGAACGCCAUUAGUUCCAUGCAGUCCAACUACGCCACUGUCAAUGUGUGCUCCUACACAAACAGAAGCGACUGCACGUUGGCCUUGGAGCCGGAAAUCCAGGAGCGCCUGACGCACAGCAGGGAUCCUGCGGAGCUGGCCUGGUACUGGCGGGAGUGGUACGAUAAGGCUGGCACUCCCAUGCGGGAGCACUUUGCCGAGUACGUAAGACUGACGCGUAAGGCGGCGCAGUUGAAUGGCUAUCCCUCCUACGCCGACUACUGGGUGCAGUUCUACGAGGACACCGACUUUGAACGCCAACUGGAUGCAGCCUUCAAGCAGCUUCUUCCCUUCUACAGACAAAUCCAUGGCUAUGUGCGGUACCGCCUGAGGCAACACUAUGGUCCGGAAGUUGUCCCGGCUGAGGGCAACAUCCCGAUGAGUCUGCUGGGCAACAUGUGGGGGCAGUCGUGGAACGAGGUAAUUGACCUGUUCACCCCAUAUCCGGAGAAGCCGUUCGUGGACGUUAAGGCCGAGAUGGAGCGUCAGGGCUACACUGUGCAGAAACUGUUUGAGCUUGGAGAUCAGUUUUUCCAAUCGCUCGGCAUGCGCGCCCUGCCCUCCAGCUUCUGGAACCUGAGUAUGCUCACCCGUCCCACGGAACGCCAGGUGGUGUGCCACGCUUCUGCCUGGGACUUCUAUCAGGACAGUGAUGUGAGGAUCAAAAUGUGCACCGAGGUGGAUAACCACUACUUCUAUGUGGUGCACCACGAACUGGGCCACAUCCAGUAUUAUCUGCAGUACGAAGGGCAGCCGGCUGUGUUCCGGGGAGCUCCCAAUCCCGGUUUCCAUGAAGCUGUGGGCGAUGUCAUCGCUCUGUCGGUGAUGUCUGCUAAGCACUUGAAAACCAUAGGACUGAUAGAGAACGGCCGGCUGGACGAGAAGAGUCGCAUCAAUCAACUGUUCAAGCAGGCGCUCUCCAAGAUUGUAUUCCUUCCCUUUGGCUAUGCCGUAGAGAAGUAUCGGUAUGCCGUCUUCCGCAACGAACUGGACGAAUCGCAAUGGAACUGCGGCUUCUGGCAAAUGCGAUCGGAGUACGGGGGCCUUGAGCCGCCAGUGGCACGCACGGAAAAGGACUUUGAUGCGACGGCCAAAUACCAUGUGGAUGCGGAUGUAGAGUAUCUGCGCUACUUUGCCGCCCACAUCUUCCAGUUCCAGUUCCACAAGGCACUCUGCCGCCUGGCCGGACAAUAUGCCCCGGAUGACAGCCAACUCACGCUGGAUAACUGCGACAUCUUCGGCAGCAAGACGGCGGGUCGGGCACUCAGCCAAUUCCUCUCCAAGGGCAGCUCCCGCCACUGGAAGGAGGUGCUCCAGGAGUUCACAGGCGAGACUGAGAUGGAUCCUUCAGCCUUGCUGGAGUACUUCGAUCCUCUGUACCAAUGGCUGAAGAAGGAAAACAGCCGUCUGGGAGUUCCCCUAGGCUGGAGCCAAACAAACAAGAUCCCUUCGGAUUGCUGCGGUACUUUCAGCACUUAGCUGGAAACAUGACUUACUUUUUUUUAAACACCAAAAACACUAUGUUUAGACUGUCAUCGCAAGUAAUAAAGUAAACCAUUUUAUAAAUUGUACAAUUUAAAA